CUGAUCUUCAUGCCAUUAUUCGUUCUGGCCAACCACUUACGGAUGCUCAUUAUCAAAGCUUUACUUAUCAAAUAUUGUGUGGAUUAAAGUAUAUCCAUUCAGCAAAUGUAUUACAUCGAGAUUUAAAACCUG
Molecule: messenger RNA, 132 nt
Organism: Racocetra fulgida
Lineage: Eukaryota; Fungi; Glomeromycota; Glomeromycetes; Diversisporales; Gigasporaceae
Source: the annotation of a GenBank genome assembly